GGGGAAUAGGAGUUUGGCUCUGAGGCUUACUCUCACAAGUAUUCAACACAGAACAAAUGCAUGCAAAGCUAAUAAAAAUCAAGCUAAAUUGUACAUACGAGUUGCAUUGAGUCUACGAAGCAAUGUGGGAGUCUCUUAGAAUAAAUAAAGUUAAUUUAAGCACAUUCUGCUGUAAAGACUCAAACACACCAACGUUUUCAUAGCAGGAUUUUUCCAAAGUGCCUCCAGUGUGAUGCAGCACACAAUAACGCUGCUGGAUGACGUACAUCAUUUGGUCAAAAUACUCAUGUUCUUUCUCUCUCUCUUCAGGGAAAGAAGAAUCGGUGGCCACCUUCAAGGGGAACGAGUUCUUCUGUUACGAUCUGUCUAUGACUCCCAUCCAGAGCAGCACGGAUGAGAUCACGCUGUCCUUCCGAACGCUCCAGCGUAACGGCCUGAUGCUUCACACCGGGAAAUCUGCAGACUACGUCAACCUGUCUCUGAAGAGCGGAGCCGUGUGGCUCGUCAUCAACCUGGGCUCCGGCGCCUUCGAGGCGCUCGUGGAACCGGUGAACGGGAAGUUUAACGACAAUGCUUGGCACGAUGUUAAAGUCACGCGAAACCUGCGACAGCACUCAGGCAUUGGACACGCUAUGGUCACCAUCUCAGUGGACGGUAUUCUGACCACCACCGGAUACACGCAGGAGGAUUACACCAUGCUGGGCUCCGAUGACUUCUUCUACAUCGGAGGAAGCCCGAACACAGCCGAUCUGCCCGGAUCUCCGGUCAGCAACAACUUCAUGGGCUGCCUGAAAGACGUGGUGUACAAGAACAACGACUUCAAGCUGGAGCUGUCUCGUCUGGCCAUCGAGAGUGACCCUAAGAUCAGUCUGCACGGGGACCUGGUGUUCCGCUGUGAGGACGUGGCGGCCCUCGACCCCGUGACCUUCGAGACGGCCGAGUCCUACAUCGCCCUGCCGCGCUGGGACACAAAGAAGACCAGCUCCAUCUCCUUCGACUUCCGCACCACGGAGCCCAGCGGCCUGCUGCUGUUCAGCCACGGCAAACCUCAGAGCCGAGAGCAGCGGCCCGGCCGAGAGAUGAAGACGGACUACUUCGCCAUGGAGCUGCUGGACGGCUUCCUCUACCUGCUGAUGGACAUGGGCUCCGGCAGCAUCAAGCUCAAGACCAGCAACAAGAAGGUGAACGACGGAGAGUGGUGCCACGUGGACUUCCAGAGAGAGGGACGGAGAGGCUCCAUCUCCGUCAACAGCCGCUCCAUCCCCUUCAGCUCUAACGAGGGCAGUGAGAUCCUGGACCUGGACAGUGACAUGUAUCUGGGUGGUUUGCCGGAGAGCGGUCAGGGCCUGAUCCUGCCGCCCGAGGUCUGGACCGCGCUGCUCAACUACGGUUACGUGGGCUGUGUCCGUGACCUGUUCAUCGACGGCAAGAGUCGAGACGUGCGUCGUCUGGCUGAGAUCCAGAGCGCUCCGGGCGUCAGCAGCUUCUGCACGCGUGAGCUCCAGAAGAGGUGCAGCAGCGCCCCCUGUGCCAACGGAGGACAGUGCAAGGAGGGCUGGAACCGCUACAUCUGUGACUGCACUGGAACCGGAUUCCUGGGAGCCAACUGUGAGAUCGAGGCGACGGUGUUGAGCUAUGAUGGCAGCAUGUAUCUGAAGAUCCUGAUUCCCAGCACGCUGCACACAGAGGCUGAGGAUGUGUCUCUGCGCUUCAUGUCCCAGCGAGCGUACGGUCUGCUCAUGGCCACCACCUCCAAAGAGUCAGCUGACACACUGCGGCUGGAGCUGGACGGAGGACGGGUCAAACUCACGGUCAACCUCGACUGUAUCAGGAUAGACUGUAACCUCAGUAAAGGUCCAGAGAUCCUGAUGGCGGGUCAGAAACUCAAUGAUAACGAGUGGCACUCAGUUAAAGUGACCCGGCGCGGGAGGAACCUGCAGCUGUCCGUGGACAACGUUACUGUGGAAGGUCAGAUGACCGGUGAUCACACGCGUCUGGAGUUCCACAACAUCGAGACGGGCAUCAUGACGGAGCGCAGGUUCAUCUCCGUGGUGCCGUCUAACUUCAUCGGGCACCUGCAGGGCCUGACGCUCAACGGCGUGCCGUAUCUGGACCAGUGUAAGAACGGAGACAUCUCGUACUGCGAGCUGAACGCCCGCUUCGGCAUGCGCCACAUCAUCGCCGACCCCGUGACCUUCCGUAAUAGAGGCAGUUACCUGGCGCUGGCCACGCUGCAGGCGUACGCCUCCAUGCACCUGUUCUUCCAGUUCAAGACCACCAGCAGCGACGGCCUGCUGCUCUUCAACAGCGGCGACGGCAGCGACUUCAUCGUGGUGGAGCUGGUCAAAGGCUUCGUGCACUAUGUGUUUGACCUGGGGAACGGCCCGUCUCUGAUGAAGGGAAACUCAGAGAAGCCGCUCAACGACAAUCAGUGGCACAACGUGGUGGUCUCACGCGACACUAACAACGUGCACACGCUGAAGAUCGACUCUCGCACCGUGACGCAGCACUCUAACGGAGCCAGGAACCUGGACCUCAAAGGAGAGCUGUAUAUCGGUGGAGUAGCGAGGAGCAUGUACAGCAGUCUGCCGAAGCUGAUCGCGUCCCGGGACGGUUACCAGGGCUGCCUGGCCUCCGUGGACCUGAACGGCCGACUGCCAGACCUGCUCGCAGACGCCCUCCACAGAGUCGGCCAGGUGGAGCGAGGAUGUGACGGACCCAGCACCACCUGUACGGAGGACUCGUGUCAUCAUCAGGGGGUGUGUCUGCAGCAGUGGGAGGGCUUCUCGUGCGACUGCACCAUGACGUCAUACGGGGGAACACACUGCAGCGAUCAUCAACCUUUAGCUGACCUCAGCGAGAGAGAGCCAGAUCUCAUUGGCUCAUUAUCUCCUCCUGUGAUGAAAUCUGUCCUCGGAGGCAAAUCAGAUCAAAAACUCCCAUGA
Molecule: messenger RNA, 2945 nt
Organism: Carassius auratus (goldfish)
Lineage: Eukaryota; Metazoa; Chordata; Actinopteri; Cypriniformes; Cyprinidae
Product: neurexin-2-like
Exons: 13
Coding region: 258-2945 (895 amino acids)
Source: RefSeq, a predicted model, not a curated record